UUGGCAUCGAGAUCUGGAGGAUCCCCAAAUACUCCAAACCGAUGCGCUGGAAAACAUGUACGAAGUACAGGAAUGCGAGACCUCGACCUCGACUAGACCACAAAUGGAGGCCAUCAUGGCCCCACUUUUCAUGGAGGGCAGCCCUCCUUGGUGGUUCCUCCGUUGGACGCUAAACGCUAAAAAGGUCGGGUACGAGUAGGGGCGCAACCCUUCACUUUCGACAGCCAGACUCCAGACUCCUUCACUUCCUCAAAUUAUCGUCUCAUUUCUUUUUGGAUAUAACACAAUUUCUCGCCCCGCGCCCGUCCGCCGAGGACGCUCGCUUACCCUCGCUUCCAAUUUGGAUAUCAGUCAAGUACGCAGUAGCCCCUCCAUCCUCUCUCCCCUCCCAGCGCUGGACAUCGCGGUGGUGGUGGUGCUGGUCUCGAGGGUCAGCCGUGUGUUCCUGGAACUCACCGUCCAAGAAUCCCCACCUCGAGGACUCGUCCAGCGCGAGAUGGAUGACAAUGGCCUGUAACUGAUGCCCUCGUAGUAAAUUAUUCCUCAAAAUGGCAUAUUCCAAUAGCACCAGCGAUCGCAUCGACGAGUUGCGCUUCCGCAGCCAGCAAUCCUCGCGCAAUGAUUCAUCCUUGAUGGGCCUCGUCUCUCCUCCGCGAAACAACGGCAGUCGAGUCUCCCAACCUCUUCAUUCACAAGAUAGCCGAGAUACUCGAGGGGGUCUGAUGCGCCGAUUCACUACCGACUCUGGCAGGACUCCUACUGUGAAUCUACUGGCGAAUCACCGUGGUGGUGCAGAGACCCAGCAGCAGGAGUACGGCCCCUCGGUAAGCUAUUGUCCCCUCCCCCGUCCACAAUACCCUCCGAGACUCUAUUGUCUUCCCCCGCAACCGAAAACUUGCGCAUAGCUUUCAACCUCAACUUCAACUUUUAAUUCCAACCUCGGAUUGUUGUAAAAUAAUACCUUCACUAACAUCAAAUAACUCAGACUUACCACAAGGUUCAACUUGUAAGCCAUCCUCUUUGCGCACAAAUUCACUGAUUCCCUCCUCCGCAAUCGCUGCAAACUCAAAUUUCUCCCUCUUCUCCGACAAUAGCAACAUCAACAAUAUCAAUUCUUUUCGCAAAGCCUCUAGACGCUCAUCCUUGUUUGUUGCCUUGGCUAAUCAAUGAAACAGCUAGAGAAGAAGAAGCUCGAGUACGAGAGACUGCGGGAACAAAAGCGACGCUUCGAGGCUGAGAUGCAACUUCUCGAUCUACAACAACGCCGAGAAGAACAAGAACUUGCCCAAAUGACUGAAGACCUCGGUCGAACCAAGAACACAGGACACCAGUCUGAGCCUACAACUCCUCCUGAAUAUCGCGAGACUACUUCUGGCUUCCCUUCCGUCUUCUCUCGACCCAAUCGUUAUUCCACCUCCAGUCUUACCUCUCCCCCAGGUCUUUACAAUCGCCCAGGAAGAUCUGGAUCUCAACUUACUUCUCCACACUCAGGCAUUUUGCAAUCUCGCAUGAUGGACGACAACUUGACUUCUCAAUCAGGUUCUGCCUCUCGACGCAAUAGCGACGAAGAUGAAAAGGAGGAAGCUGUUCGACAAGAUCCCACCAGCCAUCGCUCCACAAAUGCGUGAGUACUUUGAUUUCUCUUCCCCUCUAUUACUACUUUUCUUCCUUUUACAAAACUGUCCGAGAUCCAUGCGCUCUCAUUCUCUCAUCCCUGCAUAUUGAGAUUCUGUUGUCAAGUCUGAAUUUUGUCUCUUCAUGUCGUUGAAGUCAAAUUUCGCCUAUACAUUCAGAGUUUCGGCAGCAGUUGCCUGGCUGUCAAAAAUCACGAGGUUGGUCCAAGGCAGCAUCUUGUGAUGCGCAAAGGUGAGGGAGUAGUUACUCACUCACCUUCACUUUAUCUGAACACUCGGUUAUAUUCACCUUUUGCACCUUCGGUUUGCAGUGCUCUCUGAGCGCAAACUUGACCUUCAACCUCUCAAUACCAGCCCCCUCUUUUUCUCUCUUACAAAUUCUUUCCACAACCUCACGAUCCUCUCCCUCUUCCAUCCUUCUUACACAAAACUUCUCCACCACAUACUCGUCUUCUGUUAUCCAUUAUCACGGAGCCUCUCCGUUGUUCGCUCAGCAUUACUCAAUUCAUCAAUUGAUUUAUUGUCAUCCAAAAUCCCACCACCCUUUCACCCUUACUUCAUAAUUCAUCGCUGGUCGCAAAAGCCAGGACUCUUCUUCAAACCGCCCAAUUUUCCUGUUGCUGAUAAUUACCCAGCCUCAACAGAUACUCUAUGCCAGUUACCAGAUCCCGCAACGGUAUGCCUGACCUCCUUGAUCCCAGCAACACCGCCCGCUUUCUCUUUGGUGAAGAGGACAGUGCGACAUCUCCAGAUAUCAAGAACUACAUGAACGCAACCACCACCAAAGACAACUUCCCAAUCCUUGUCCGUGGUGACGGAUACCCGGGAAUGGUGAGUCUUAUCAUUUGGUUCGUCUGAACUUUAUUGCUGACCGCUUAAUGCAGCUGUCCGCUUCAUCUGCUGCACUCGACUUGGCUACCUCGUCCUCGUCACCUGGCCCUGAGUCGCACUCAAACGGCUGGGGUAUGUUUGCUCGUCCUCACCACCGGGCAUCUCAAUCUCAACAAAGCCUCCCGAUGGUUUCUCAAAGCCAAACAAACGGUGCUUCGGCUGCUCAAGCUAAUGAACCGCAAUCCCCUAUCAACGUUCGCCCAACUUAUCGUCACUCGAUUGAUAUGAACUUCUUCGAAGGUCAAGAGCCUCAAAUCUCUUCCCCACCAAGCAUGGCACAAACCCCGCCAAAGCUCCAAUCAUCAUACUCUGCCAAUGACGUUCCAACAAUGAGAUCAGGCACCAACGGAGCUCCAAGCGUUAAUACAACCCCCAACUCCCACGCACAACAACAUCUUCACAACCAUAACGCAAGCUUGGGUCGUAUUCCGCCAAACGCUAUGAACAGACUCAGCCGUGAGUUGAAUGCAUCCGAAGCUGCAACCCUUCGAGAUGCUCAAAAUGGCGGUUAUCAAUCCAUCCAAUCGGCUCUUCAAGCUAACGCUCCGCCUUUCGGACCUUCUCUCACCCAAGGCAUGUCUCAACCACAAAUUCCUGCAGCUAUGACAUCUCCAACUGGCAGUCAACAAUACCCAUCUCCUCCAGGCUACUACCCCAAUUACAACAUGCAGAUGUUGAACAUGGGUAUGCAGAACAUGCAAUUGGCGCAACCAAUGUAUUCUCCUCACAACCCAUAUGCAUAUGGUGCCCAAGGUACUACCGUCGGAGCUGCUGGCAUGUACACCCCUCAAGCAACUCCUCGUGACAGCCAAGCACGUGUGAUUCAACAACGUCGUCAAAAUGAUGGCGAAGGUAAGUUUCAUCAUUAUCUCCUAUGAAGCUCAAGGCUUUAGCUAACGUUGUAUUUAGCUAUGAACCGAUUUGCAAACAUGGCCUUGGAGCAGUUGGGAGGUGAAAUUUACACCCUCUGCAAGGACCAACAUGGAUGUCGUUAUCUGCAAAAGAAGCUUGAAGACCGUGACCCUAACCAAGUCCAUAUGAUUUGGCUUGAGACAAACCAACAUGUCAUUGAACUCAUGACCGAUCCCUUUGGCAAUUACCUUUGUCAGAAGUUGCUCGAGUACUGCAAUGAUGACGAACGCACUGUUCUUAUCGAGAAUGCGUCUCAUGACCUCGUCCGCAUCGCCUUGAACCAACAUGGAACCCGAGCUUUGCAAAAGAUGAUUGAAUUUAUCUCUACCCCUGGCCAAGUCCAAACAAUCAUUGGGGCUCUUCAAUAUCGCGUUGUUGAGCUUAUUCAAGAUCUCAACGGUAACCAUGUUAUCCAAAAGUGUCUUAACAAGUUGUCUCCGGCUGACGCACAAUUCAUUUUCACCGCUGUUGGAAACAAUUGUGUUGAUGUGGGAACCCAUCGCCAUGGAUGCUGUGUUCUUCAACGAUGCAUUGAUCAUGCCUCUGGCGAUCAGAAGGCUUGGUUGAUUCAACAAAUCUCCAACAAUGCCUAUGUUCUUGUUCAAGAUCCUUUUGGCAAUUACGUUGUUCAAUACAUUCUUGAUCUCAAUGAGCCACUCUUCACUGAGCCUCUCGUCAGAAUGUUUGAAGGCAAGGUCGGUCAGCUAUCCAAGCAAAAGUUCAGCUCCAAUGUCAUUGAAAAGUGUCUUCGCUGCUCCCAGGAAGAAUCUAAGGACAUGCUGAUCAACGAAAUGCUUCAACCCGCUGAGCUUGAUCGUCUACUCCGAGACUCUUUUGCUAACUAUGUCAUUCAAACUGCCCUCGAUUAUGCAAAUCCCGCCAUGAAGGCUCGUUUGAUUGAGGCUAUCCGCCCUCACCUCCCUGCCAUUCGUACCACACCAUACGGUCGUCGAAUUCAAGCCAAGAUUCAAGGCAGUGAGAACCAGGCUCAGGCCCAGUCUCAGCAAGCUACUCCCGGUCCGGUCCCUCAGCUUCCAAAUACUCGCAGUGGUCCAUCAAGCGGUCAACAGACCCCUGCGACCGAAUCUGCUCUUGAGUCCAUCCAGGCUGUUGCCCGUCACACACGCGGUCUUUCGAACGCUUCGACUCCUGCUGUUGUCAGUCCAUUUACCAGCCCAGUUGGCAAUGGUAAUGGUUAUGCCAAUGGCUUUCCUCAAACUCCUACCAAUGGCAUUGCAAAUGGUCUUGGAGCUCUCACACCAGUCCAGAACAACAACUCCUUCCCCGUCAAUGGCGAGAUUUCCUCUCCUCCUCCACAGUACUUCUCUCCUCCAUACAGAGGUGCUGCUCCAAACGUCGGCCCAGGAGGUGCUGGUAAUUGGUUGUAAAACAUGCAUAUUCGUUCACGCUUUGGUUAUGACGACACGAUCUCACGCUUGUAACGGUACGAGGAACGAUAAUUCUAUAUUCUCGCCUUGGAUGCACAACUUCUCUUCUGCAGUCUCAUUACUGUCCACUUUGGUGGUUCAGUAAUUUUGAACACUGUUUUCACAUACGAUAUUCACGGCCAUUAUGUUACAAUAGCAUCCACAGGCUUGCUUCCCUUUCGCAGCGCAGCGUUAAUGCGGUCCUCUCAAAGACGGUCUUCAGCAUAUUUUUCAGCGGCACUUUGUACCAUAAAAAACGCACGAUCACAAAAGAUCGGGCAUGAUUCUCAACAUCAAUUUUCUCAGCGCAGGGUACAAUAGGAGCGACUGCGCGGCUCAACUUGUAUCUGUACCGGAAUCUAUCCGCAUAGACCUCCAUUUUCCUUGCCUGUUUUUCCUUUUUUCGUGGAAUUUGCGUUCGUUUCCCCAUUUCCCUUUUUUCCUCGGCAUGUCAGUGGGUCAGUUCUUUUUUCGAUAGCUCUGGGGCAGUUAUCUUGUGUUUACACAUACCUGCGAUUCUAUUCUACUAUCGGUGUAACUUGCGGCUCAUUCUCGUGGUUUCAAGAACAGAAAACUUUGGGCAUGAGAUUUGCUAAUAUGCGGUUCACUUUGUAUCUCCCCUUUACUUGGCAGAGCGAAGUCACAUUUGAUCUCUCGUGUGGCUUGGGCGUCAUUUAAGAGAGUUUGCAGCUUCUUGUUGAUGCAUUACUCUAGCAUCUGGAGGAGCCUUUAUGACGAUAUUAUUAUUUUUCCUUAUCCUCCUUUUCUCGGGGGAUCUGGUUGUUGGGCGGAUCUCUCGAAGAACCAAACAUGUAACUAGAAACUGAAUGAAAAGCGGAGUAAAUUAAAGUUUG
Messenger RNA from Hymenoscyphus albidus, 5718 nucleotides. NCBI's taxonomy places the organism in Eukaryota, Fungi, Ascomycota, Leotiomycetes, Helotiales, Helotiaceae. The record is from the annotation of a GenBank genome assembly.